GAGCAUCUGUCAGUGAGUGACGGCACCCCCUGCUCCUGCCCCAUAGAAACAAUGCUGCCUGGCCGGCUGCCCCAUAGCGCUCUCUGGACAGCUGCCCUCCUGCUAUGGCUGGGAAUGGAGACACUCGGGCACAUCAGACAAAAAAACCUCCACACCAUCAUCAACUACAUCAUGAGGUUUCAGGUUCAAUACUCCUUCGCCGUCAGCCUGAGCAGAACCUAUUGUGACAACCCGUCUGGUCUGAAACAGGAGCUGCGUAAGAAUGAGCUGAUGAGAUUGUGGGCGGCCAUUAACCGAAAGGGCGGCCUGUAUGACCCGAAGGAAGGGCACAUUGUGGCUGCCCAGGUGAACCCUCUGGACCGGGGGGCGGAACACUCUGAGUGGCGCCUGCUUUGGGGUCAGCAGCAGAGCCCCGUGCAGAAGCUCCUGGCCCGGACCUACAACAGCAGCAGCUGCCUGAUUUUCUUCACCCUCAACUCGCCCUGCGUGACGACGUGCCUGCAGGAGAACGGGCCCUACAACAUCCUAAAGAUGGUGAGCGACACCUUCCUCAACAUCAGCAAUGACUACAAGGCCUUCGUCUUCCAAAAGAUCUACUGGAGGGACUGGGAGAAUGAGAUGCCCCAGAGCCUGCUGGACGCCUGGCACCAGCUGAAAAACGUGCCCCUGCUGCGCUGCGACAACAACGGCUGCAGGGACUGCAGCGGGAACGACCCCAACACCAAUCGCUGCCUGGCGAGGAUGUGA
Molecule: messenger RNA, 747 nt
Organism: Chelonia mydas (Green sea turtle)
Lineage: Eukaryota; Metazoa; Chordata; Testudines; Cheloniidae
Exons: 3
Coding region: 52-747 (231 amino acids)
Source: RefSeq, a predicted model, not a curated record